This is a messenger RNA of Drosophila suzukii, 7976 nucleotides long. RefSeq names its product RIM-binding protein (gene Rbp). Lineage: Eukaryota; Metazoa; Arthropoda; Insecta; Diptera; Drosophilidae. The record is from RefSeq and is a predicted model, not a curated record. Gene Ontology annotation, biological process: neuromuscular synaptic transmission. Gene Ontology annotation, molecular function: protein binding.
CUGAGCACCGAGCUGGCAGUUGGGUAGAAAUCAGAGUACAAACCAGCAGCGCGACCGAGAUGACCCACUUUUCGGUUUUCGCACUGAGACCCAACUGCUACCCACAGAAAGUGGACAACUAGGCGGAGUUUUUUCUAUAUUAUAUAGUAGCAGGCCAAACCGAUCGCGUUCAAUCGGUUAUUAUGUACAGCCUACGUAGCCUAGUGUAAAAUCUAUGCAUUUAUGUGAAUUUCCCAGCGCAAACGUGGAAGAGGAAAACAGGCGACCUGAAAAAGCAGCAGCAGCAGCGAGCAAGAAGCAGAAGCACAAGCAGCAAAAAAGUCGUCCGAGGGGCAGCCACAGCAUGCCGUACGAGUCGAUGCACCAUCAUCAGUCGGCGGCCGCUGCCGUGGCCGCUGGCACCGCCCCCAACGGAAUGCUGGACUCCCUCAGCCUGCAGCUGCGCGACGCGGAGAUGCGGCGCACGGAGAUCGAGCGGGCGCAUCAGGAAACCCUGGCACAAAUACGCAAUAUGAGCGGAAGCGCACGUCCCGAUGCCGAGGCGGUGGAGAAUCUGCAGUCGAGGGCCCGGGAACUGGAAAAGAAGGUUGCGCUGGAAAACGUGCGCUGCGAGGAGUUGCAAAUCGAACUGACCUCGGCUCUGAAGGCCAAACAGGCAUCCCGCUCGGUCUGCUCCGGAAUGGGCAGCAUGUCCUCCGGAGCCGGCGCCACCAUUCCUACAUCGGCCAGCAGCUCCACCGUCACUUGGGCACCGACAAUCAGCCACCAGGACCAAGGCUCCGAGAUCGAUAUCAUAAUGGCAAAGAUUGAGCAGGAUAAUCGCGUGCUGGCCGAGCUGGAGCAGCCUCGCACCUCGGCCAGCGCCAGCAUGUCAGCAUUGCCGCCCAGUUCCAUGAUGAGCACGGUAAAUAGCGAAUUUAGAACCAUAUCAAAGAGUGAACUCGAAGAAGAACUGAACCGUUACAAAAGGGCCGUUCUGGGCGGCGGGGGCGGAAGUGGGGGCGGCAUCUCGGCCCUCUCCUCCGGCUACUCGACUCCCCAGUCGCUGGCCUCCACGCUGCCCAAUGGAGGGGGCGGGGCCAGCACUAGCCUGAGCGGCACCAGCCUUGGCUCGCACAGCGUGGCCGCCGCUGCUGCCCUCGCCGCCUCCUCCUCGGCGGGAUCGGGGUGCAUAGGAGGAGGAGGAGGAGGAGGUGGGGUCGGGGGCGGCCUAUCAUCCAUAUCGGCCCUGGUGCCCAACUCAAUCAGCGGCAUAUCCUCGAGUCUGAGCAGCCAUGCCAUACAAUCCAUGCAGUACGGCACCGGACAGACGUCCGUGGAGAAGCUGCUGAGCGGAACUAGUGGAAUCACUGGCAUUCCACCUUUGCCGAGCACAACCAUGCCCCUCCUGUCACUCAACUCGCAUAACCUGCCUCCUGGUGGCUCCACCAGCUACUCGGGUCUGGGCGCCGGCGGCGGCUCCUCGCUGACGCAUCCCUCGAUGGCCAAUCUGGGCCUGCUGGACACCGGAGCCCUGCUGGGAGUGGGUGCCUCCGGCCUGGGAGGAUUGGGUGGAAUGGGACCCGGUGGCGGUGGCAUCACCGGAGCCACCUCACUAUACGGAUUGAGCGGCGGCGGUGGCGGAGGAGCCGGUGGCCUGGGCAGCUCCUAUGGUCCGCCCUUCCUGGACGUCGCCUCGAGCGCCUCGUAUCCAUUCACCGCCGCUGCCCUGCGACAGGCCUCCAAGAUGAAGAUGCUGGACGAGAUCGACAUUCCGCUGACGCGGUACAACCGCAGCUCGCCCUGCUCACCCAUCCCGCCCAGCAAUUGGGGACUGGACGAGUUCACCGACGGCCUCAGCGUCUCCAUGAUGCACAACCGCGGCGGCCUGGCACUGGGUGCUCUAGAUCUGGACACUCGCAAUCAUGGCCUGAAUGGAGCCAGCGAACCGCAGGUGGAUAUGCUCGAUAUUCCCGGAAAGGGACGCUGCUGCGUGUUCAUAGCCCGAUUUCCCUACGAUCCUCCAGAGGAGGCUGAGGGCGAGCUCUCCCUGUGCGCCGGCGACUAUCUGCUGGUGUGGACCAGCGGGGAGCCCCAAGGAGGCUACCUAGAUGCGGAGCUGCUGGACGGGCGACGUGGCCUUGUUCCGGCCUCCUUUGUGCAGCGUUUAGUGGGCGACGACCUCCUGGAGUUCCACCAGGCGGUGCUGUCCACACUGCGCGAUGCCGAAGAUGGGUCGAUGCAGUGCGACACCACAUCGCUGCCCUCCUUGCCGCCGCACAACCCAUUGCUCACACACACCCACGAGGAUCUGGCCCGCUUGAGUGAGACGCACACCGAUCUGGAGCACGACCAGGACGAUAUCAGCGACAAUGUUCCAGCACCCAAGCACUUGACGCUGGAACGGCAGCUGAACAAGAGCGUGCUCAUUGGCUGGUCGCCGCCGGAGCCAGUGGGCUACAACCUCAUCGACAGCUACCACGUCUACGUGGACGGCGUGCUCAAGGUCACCGUGAAGGCCAACGAACGCACACGCGCCUUGAUCGAGGGCGUUGACUCCACGCGGCCGCACCGAAUCAGCGUGCGGAGCGUAACCCAGAAUCGGCAGACCUCUAGGGAUGCCGCCUGCACGAUGAUCAUCGGGCGGGACACCGCCCACCUGGGCCCCUCGGCGGUGCGCGCCUCGCACAUAACCUGUUCCUCGGCGGUCAUCUCGUGGCUGCCGGCCAACUCGAACCACCAGCACGUGGUCUGUGUGAACAAUGUGGAGGUGCGCACCGUCAAGCCGGGCAUGUACAGGCACACGAUCACGGGCUUGGCGCCGAGCACCCAAUAUCGGGUGACCGUGCGGGCCAAGCACCUGCGGGCCGUGGGCCAACAUGCAACCAAUCCGAUGGGCCAGACAGGAGUCACCGGCAGGCCGGGUCAGGAGGAGGCGCCCGGAGCGUAUGCCGAUUUCCGCACCCUGACCAAGGGCCUGCCAGAUCCGCCGCAGGAGAUACAGCUGGAGGCCGGCCCGCAGGACGGUACCAUUCUGGUGACAUGGCAGCCGGUUAACAGGCCCACCUCGACGGGGCCUGUAACCGGCUAUGCUGUGUACGCCGAUGGUAAGAAGGUCACCGACAUCAACUCGCCCACCGGCGACCACGCCCUCAUCGACAUCGGCAAGCUGGGCGUCUUUAAUCCGCGCGCCGUCACUAUCCGCACCAAAUCUAGGGACUCCCAGUCGGCGGACAGUGCGCCCAUCUUGAUACCAAAUACCGUUCGCAAUGCCGUGGCCCGAAGGGUUCCGAACCAGAUGGGCAUGGGUCCGCAGUUGCCGCAGGGACCGCAUGGGAUGCCGGUGCAGCAGCAGAUGGGCGGGAUGCCCGGGCAGCCGGGUCCAGGUCAGCACAUGAUGGGACAACAGGAUCACGGGCAGUACGAUCCCAACCAGAUGCAGCAGCAGCAGGGCAUGCAGCCGCAGCCGGGUCAGCCGGGUCACCAGCCCGACGCAGGCUCCGGAUUGUUAGGUGGCCUGCUCGGUGGCCUCUUCUCGAAACCCACACAGAAUCAAGUGAACCAGAAUGGCUAUCAACCAGGUGCUCCAGGAACGCAAAGGGGCAUGGUCCCGAUCCCGGGAAGAGCCCAGGGACCCCAGCAGCAACAGCAGCAGCAGCAACCCUAUGGACCUCAGGGUCCCAUGGGUGGGCCACGCUUUCGAGGACCAGUUCCUGGCCAGUUGAAUAUGCAGGGCCAGCAGAUGCAAGGUCAAAUGCAGGGGCAGAUGCCGGGUCAAAUGCCUGCAAUGCCUGGUCAGAUGCCAGCAAUGCCAGGUCAAAUGCCUGGUCAGAUGCCUGGACAAAUGCCUGCAAUGCCUGGACAAAUGCCUGGCCAGAUGAUGGGACCACGAGGACCACUGAACCAACAGCAACAACAGCAGCAGCAAAUGCAACAGGGUCAGAUGAUGCCCGCACAGCCAGGACAACCAGGACAGCCGGGACAAUCCGGUCAGCCGGGACAGCCUGGCCAAAUGCCCGGGGCCCAGAAGAAACCACGCUACUUUGUGGCCAUGUUCGACUACGACCCAUCCACGAUGAGUCCCAAUCCCGACGGCUGCGACGAAGAGCUGCCCUUCCAGGAGGGCGACACGAUCAAGGUAUUUGGUGAUAAGGAUGCGGAUGGCUUCUAUUGGGGCGAGCUGCGUGGUCGCAGGGGCUAUGUGCCGCACAACAUGGUCUCCGAGGUGGAGGACACCACUGCCUCCAUGACGGCCGGAGGUCAGAUGCCGGGUCAAAUGGGUCAGGGUCAGGCAGGCGGAGUGGGUGGAACCGCCCUGAUGCCCGGCCAGGGAGCUCCGCAGCAAAGUAUGAGGAACGUGAGCCGCGAUCGGUGGGGCGACAUCUAUGCCAACAUGCCGGUGAAACGGAUGAUCGCCCUCUACGACUACGAUCCCCAGGAGUUGAGUCCCAAUGUGGAUGCCGAGCAGGUGGAAUUGUGUUUCAAGACGGGCGAAAUCAUACUCGUUUACGGUGAUAUGGAUGAAGACGGUUUCUACAUGGGCGAGCUGGACGGCGUGAGGGGCCUGGUGCCGUCGAACUUCCUGGCGGGCCCCGACCAGUACAACAACCAGAUGGGGCCGGGCGGAGUGGCCGGCAGAGGCGGGCUGAGCCAGCGGGGCAGGGGUCAGGGGCCAGGAGCGAGGGGUCCGCCGCCCCCGCCACGCGACAACAUGAUGCCCGGAAUGGGCGGGCGCGCACAGCCGGGCAAAAAUGCUCGCCCUGCUUCCCCUACACUGUUAGACAACACGGGCCAUCCUGCCCCCGAUCACCAAACGCAGGGGAUGAUCGGUCGCGUUGGUAAUGUCGGCCUGCAGCAGCAGCAACAGCAACAGCAGCAGCAGCAGCAACUCCAACAGCAGCAGCAGCAAUAUGGUCAGCAACAGACGCAGAUGGGACAGCAGCAGCAGCAACAGCAACAGCAAAUGGGACAACCUGGAAUGAUGGGUCAGCAGCAGCAGCCGAUGGGUCAGAUGGGUCAAAUGGGUCAGCAGCAGAUGGGUCAACAGAUGGGUCAGCAACAGCAACAGCCGCCGGUGACGACACAGGCCCAAACGGGCGGCCUCUUCUCGGGCGCAACUAGCCUGCUCUCUGGUGCUACCUCGGCUGCCACCGGUGGUCUAUUUGGGUCGAAGCAACCGCCCAAGACGGAUCCAAUGCAACCACAAGGUGGUGUGCAGCCAGUGCAGCAACAAGCAAACGCCUUUGGUGGUGCCCAGCAGGGGGGUAUGCAGCAGCAGGGGAUGCAGCAGCAGGGGAUGCAACAGCAGGGGAUGCAACAGCAGGGGAUGCAACAGCAGGGGAUGCAACAGCAAGGCAUGCAACAGCAGGGCAUGCAGCAAGGGAUGCAACCAGGGAUGCAGCCAGGGAUGCAGCAGGGGAUGCAGCCCGGCAUGCAACAGCAGCAACAACAAGUGCCACCGCAAGCCCAGGCUCCCCCUCAAGGACCGGGCGCCGGUCUGCUCGGGGGUCUCAAGGGCAUCGCUGCGGCGGCGCCCGGCGGCGAUGUCCUAUCGAAAGGCAAAGAUCUCUUCGGAAAAUUCGGGUUCGGCUUUGGCAAAUAACCCCGGUCAUUCUAUAGGGUCCUGUUAUAUUAUUCGUAGAUUAGACUUAUUAUUACUAUUAUGAUUAUGAUUAUUGCUAUUGAUUACGAUUACUAAGCUAAUAUACAAAAACCAAAAGAAAAGAGAAAAAAAACGGAAAGACAGAAAAAAACACAGAUGAUACUAUAAUGACAGACAAACCAGAAAUGCUAACGUUAAAAGAACCCAUUUAUAACCCCGGUCCGCUGUGAGUUGUUGUUGUUGAUCUGAUAUGAUAUGACAUGACUAAUAGUACUAAUGGUAAUAUUUUUUAUUAAUUAAAUUGAUAGAAAUAUUAUGAGUGACCGACAAAAUCAGCAGCAACGGUCUCACAGCUCGACCAGAAAAACAAAGCCACAAGCCCAGAUAAAUUGUUGUAAAAUUAUUUAACAAAUUGCCUGCCGUUUAGGUGACUGCAACUCGAUAAAGAUAAAGAAAAUGAUUCCACUAACCCCACUAAAGGAUAAAGCUCUAUAAUACCAGAUUCACACACACACAUACAGACGCAAUACACACACACACACACAUAUAUUAUACAAAUACAAGAAUACAAAUACAAAAUACAAGUAAGGGAGGAGAAAUAUAUUAUAUACAUACAUUAUAUUUACAAUUAUUUGUUAACGCACAUUGUUAAAUUUGCUACUGUUGCUGACCAGUUUAUAAAUAAAAACCAAAAAGAAACGAGGAAGGGAAAGAUAAGAAAAGAAAGAGGAGAGAUGAUAAAGCAAACACAUAAGGUAAACUAAACCAAACAUAAACAUACAUAUAUUAUAUGUAUAUAUUUAAAAUAUAUUGAAAACUAAAUUGAGAUACACUAAAAUUACAUUUAUAAAUCAAAACACAACCGAAUGUUAAGCAAUGCGCUGAACAAGGAUACAUACAUUAAAGUAAAUAAAUAAAUCGAUAUGGUACAUAUUUACAUAUAUUCGCAUAUACUAAAUACGAUUUCGCAUUCAAGCCAACCUCCAAUCGGGCGCAUUUCCAAGACAAGGCGACCUUGACUUCCAGUCCAGCACAAGAAGAUAUAAUCCCAUCUAAUCCCCUUAACAACCCAGUGAUAAUCGCAGCCAAGUCCCAAGAAUCCCCAUUCCAAAAUCCCAAAUCCCAAUCCCUUCGACUGCUCGACUUAAAACUUCUAUUCUACGCCCCACUUUUUCAGUGUUUGAUGUCCAUAGAAGCCAUAUGCGAUAAAUAUCAGUGUAACUUAAAGCAAACCAAAGACCAAGAGAGAUCUACUCCUACAUACAUAUAAUGGGAUACCCAAAAUGGCAAAUACAAAAAAUAUAAUGUACUAAGCACAAGAUAAAAGAUCGUAGCAUUAGACCCAGGAGACAUGUUCACUAAAUUCAGCAAGGAGACUCUUUCACACCUUCUCUAGCAACUUAAGUCGCCCCUUGCUACUACUUCCUAUCGCUAUCUACCAUCCUACCUAUCCAUCUUUCGAUCGUUAUUUUAUUACUACCAAUUAUCAAUUACCAAUUAUCAAACUACCAAUUACCGAUAGCUAUAUGCCGCAUACGACUUAUUCUGUUUCUCUGUCUAUCGGGAAACCUUGCUUCUAUCCAUCCGGUUUGAGAACAGAACAGAUCAGCAUACUGUUUCCUAAUGUUUGAAAAUUGCUUUCACUCAGCCCACUCUCAAACACACUCAGCAUAAUACACAAAAAAAACAAAUACAUCGCGUACCUCUUGCUUUACGAAAAUACAAACAUUUAAAGAAAUGGAAAGUAUAAAGAUAACAAAAACAAAAACCAAAAAACAAAUAUAUUAAUGACAAAAUUUACCAAACAAAUAUAUUAAACAAGGCAUAUUUAAAGAGCGCAUAGAGUUGCAUAUGUACAUGUGCUUGGCCGGCAAAACAAAUAAUUGUGAGCAAAUGAUUACUUUAGACACACACUUACCACGAAAACGAUACAUAGAUACACUGCAAUUAAACACUGUAAAUUGUAAACUGGCAAAUAAGUAGACGGGGCAGAGAUAAUAGAGAUAUCGGAAGUAGCCAGAAAUGUUGGUGAGGUGAAAUCGAGAUCGAAACAAGUGUUAACUUUUCCCACGCAAAAUGAUUUAAAUCUUACAAUCAAGUCACUGUAUUAUUCAGCCACAUCGGAUAGACAAUUACAAUCUACAAGCCUAACUUCGGCGUCCACCGAAGCCGUAAAGUUCCCGUAAUUCCGGUACAGAUAUAUCACUUCCGGUGAACGGGGACCAGACCGGAAACACACACACAGAUACAGAUGCAGACAGAUAACACAGACACACGAACACACUCUAUAAUCAUUUACUAGACACACCUAUACAAGUAUACAACAAACAGUUUAUUUCCUCGGAAACAAAGCGAACAAUAUAGAAUAAUUGAUACUAAAUUCCCAUAAAAAAAA